AUGAGCGCCAUAAACAACUCCAUAGAAUCCACAUGGCAUACACCAAGCGAAAGUGAUGUUGAGCUGAGCAUCCCAAUGGUGGAAGCAUCACCGAUUGGUGAUAAUCAGACUGUCUCACCUUCUCCUCCAACUGCAAAAGUCCGCGUCAAAGUCACCGCGCCAUUAGCGCUCCCUCCUGGGUUUAUUAUACAGAUCUUGUAUCAAGAGAAAGGUAGAAGAGGAAUUGCCACGAAAAUAUGGAAGAAAGCAGUAGUCAAAGUCCCUGUGGACUGCAAUGGAGUGGAAAAGGGCCAAGUAUUUGAAGCAGAAACCCAACCAUUCGAUACCGUGAAACAAAUUCGUGGUGAUUGGGAUCGAAGCAAAGUCGACUUCGAUGUUUGCUGCAAUUCCGUAACUACAGACACCGAGUUUUGUUUGUUGUCAUGGUUCUGUUCCCCAGUUGCAUGGGCUUGCCUUUUCGAGCAACUCGUGGAUUUGAAGAAAGAGAACUUCGGUUUGAGCAUCUACCGUCCAAGAUUUGUGGCGAAAUCAAUCGGUUUGGUUUCUCUGCUCUUUGUGGUGCUUUCCCUCGUGUCGAAGGCCUCGGGGACUGCGACAACUGCAUCAAGCGACACAGACGAGGACUCUAGAGUUACCACAAGUCCAGUCUAUGGAAUGGUAUUGGUUGGAUUUACAAGUCCGCUCUCUUUUGUCUUUUUGGUCUUUGGAAUGUUUGUGAGAUCUAAAAUUCGUGAAUACUACAGCAUUAGGGGAAAUUGCAUUGAAGAUUUCCUUGCUGUGAUGUUCUGUUCAACAUGUUCAGUAUUGCAGACGUAUCAUCACAUGAAGAAGGCUCAUGAGCAUCCACUCGUAGGGCACCUUAAUGAACCUCUCACGGUAGAAGCUGAGAAGAUGGUAUAG
Messenger RNA from Cylindrotheca closterium, 900 nucleotides. The record is from the annotation of a GenBank genome assembly. NCBI's taxonomy places the organism in Eukaryota, Bacillariophyta, Bacillariophyceae, Bacillariales, Bacillariaceae.